AUGGUGUAUCAUGCAGACUAUACAAAUGCAAAACAUGAUUCAAAAAUAGAGGCACUCGAACAUAUCCUUAUUUCAUAUGAGCUGCUCAAAACAGAUAAUUGGGUUUCAAAUCUCCUGAAUUGCUCAUCAUUAUUAUGGCAUGGAUACCAUUCGCUCGGUGUUGAAGUCAAUUGGACGGGAUUUUACAUCAACCAGCAAUUUAUGGUCCCGUCAUCAUCAUCAUCAUCAUCAUCAUCAUCAUCAUCAUCAUCAUCAUCAUCAUCGUCAUCGUCAUCGUCAUCAUUUAGCUCCAUCGAUGAGCUCAUAUUAGCUCCAUUCCAAGGUAAAGUCGCGUGUCAAACAAUAUCAUUUGGUAAAGGUGUGUGUGGCACUGCAGCACUGACGCAAACUACACAAGUUGUUUCGGAUGUUGAAAAAUUUCCUGGCCACAUUGCAUGUGAUGGAGAGACCAAGAGUGAAAUUGUAGUGCCCAUUUUGCAGAAAAGGGCCGAUAGUAAGGUUGAUGGAAAACCAAAAGUUAUUGGAGUGAUUGAUUUGGACUGCUUGCAAUUGAAUGGAUUCGAUGAAGUUGACAAAGAGUAUUUGGAAAAAUUGGCGGACUUAAUUAGUGAGAGCUUCAAUUGA
Lodderomyces elongisporus is the source of this 624-nucleotide messenger RNA. Its product is annotated as L-methionine (R)-S-oxide reductase. The transcript has a single exon. The coding region runs from base 1 to 624 and encodes 207 amino acids. NCBI's taxonomy places the organism in Eukaryota, Fungi, Ascomycota, Pichiomycetes, Serinales, Debaryomycetaceae. Gene Ontology annotation, cellular component: cytosol. Gene Ontology annotation, molecular function: L-methionine (R)-S-oxide reductase activity; protein binding. The record is from RefSeq and is a predicted model, not a curated record.